Molecule: messenger RNA, 2594 nt
Organism: Amaranthus tricolor (Joseph's coat)
Lineage: Eukaryota; Viridiplantae; Streptophyta; Magnoliopsida; Caryophyllales; Amaranthaceae
Product: interactor of constitutive active ROPs 3
Exons: 5
Coding region: 384-2231 (615 amino acids)
Source: RefSeq, a predicted model, not a curated record
CCCAAUUUUAAUGGGGCAAUUGCAAUUUGCAAAGGGUGUAAAAGACAAAUUCCACUCCGCGCCUCUCUCCUGUUUCACGCUCACUCACUCCCUCCAAACUCCCAAUUCCCAACUCCUUAUCUCCCUUUCUCUUUCCUCACUCCCUCUGUGCACUCCUCCACCUUUUGGCAGUUGACACUCCCUUUCUCUUUCUCUCUCUACCUCUGCUCACUACUCACCACCCAUUUAUUUUUUAAAACCUCUGAAAUCUUCUUCAAGAGUACUCCUAUCUUAUCUUAUUUCCGUUUGUGGACCCAAAACAGCAUUGAUUGUGUGAAGAUCUAACACUCUCUAUUUCGAAACUUACGCCUUGUGUUGUGUUAAAGGGGAAGUUGAACUUCAUUAUGCAGACACCCAAAGCAAGCAGAGGAAGUCCCAAAGAGUCUCCUCAAAAAGUCUCUGCACGGCCAGUCAGACAGCUGAAGAUAAAUUCAAGUGAACCAAGCUCUCCAUCUCCUUCUAGUAAGGCAGCUGUUAAGACUCCUAAAGACAGAAGCCCAAAAGUUACUGAGAGAAGAUCUCCAAGGAGCCCAAUUCCAGAGCGAAAACGCCCAAGCAAAUUAUCGGCAUUAGAAUCGCAGAUUUCCAAACUUGAGGAUGAUCUGAAAAAAGUGAAAGACCAGCUUAUUACUUCUGAAUCAUCAAAAAAGGAGGCUCAGCAAGAUGCAGAGGAAGCAAAAAGGCAACUAGCCGAUAUUUCUGUACAACUGGAAGAAUCUCAGAAGCAACUUUCUCAAGCUCUUGCUUCCCAGGAAGGAACUGUUGUUUUUCAAAAUGAUUUAGACGAGCAAGAGUGGAAAUCUCAGAUUGAGUCUGUUCGUAACCAACACUCGAUUGAUUCGGCUGCUUUAGCGUCAGCCUUGGAUGAGAUUCAGAAACUCAAACUGCAACUUGAAAAGGUCACUGAUUCUGGUAGUUCACAAGCUGAGCAAAGCAAAAUUGCACAUGCGGAACUCAAAUACCUGAAAGAUAAGUUGGCUGAAACAUUCACUCUUCUUGAAAGUAUGAAACAAGAGCUAAAAGAAUCUAAAGAAUCCGAAGCGGAGGCUCAGAAUCUUGUCAGGGAAACUCUUAUCCAACUAGAAGCAGCCAAAGAGACUGUCAAUGCCCUCAGAUCAGAUGCCGUCAAAUCCGCUGAGGCCUAUGAUUCUGUUACUGCUGAACUAGAGAAGUCGAGGGCACAUGUAAGCUAUCUUGAGGGUGUUGUGAAAGGACUUAAUGCCGAUCUCAUGAAAUUCAGUAGUGUUAAUGCUGUUGAUAGCGUUGGCGAUCAGAUAAUGUCAGAAGAUGUCAGUCAGCUUCAAAUGGAGCUUAAAGCUGCACAGUCUGAGGUGAGGCAGCUCAAAGUUGCAUUAGAAGCUGCUGACAUAAGGUACAAUGAUGAACGUUCUCGCAGCACCAUGCAGUUAGAAAAUGCAUCUGGGCUCUUUACAAAUAUCAAGGAGCAAUCAAAUCUUAGAGAGGCUGAACUGGAAGCAGCGCUGAAGAAAGCGAGCGUGAAUAUUGAAGAGCUGAAGGCGAACCUGAUGGACAAAGAAACCGAAUUACAGGGAAUUUCAGAAGAGAAUGAAAGCUUGAGUAUGAAGCUUGAGAAAUCUCGGGCAUCCCAGAGAGAAGAGGAAAUCGAAGAUGAGCUUAGCAAAUUGAGGGAACAAGUGGCUGAUUUAAGGGCAAAUUUGAUGGACAAGGAGACAGAAGUACAGAGCGUAUUAGAGGAGAAUGAGAAGCUGAAGCUAGCGAUGAGUAAACAGGAAGUCGACAGGGGAACUGAUAAUGGUCAAGUUGCUGCUGCGGUAGAAGCAUCUCUUGCUGCUGAACAAGUUGCUAUCACCAAGCUCGGGUACAUGAUGGAAGAAGUCGAUAAAAGUAACAAGAAAGCAGCAAGGGUUGCUGAGCAGCUUGACGCAGCUCAAGCAACCAAUGCAGAAAUGGAGGCGGAGCUUAGAAAAAUUAAAGUGCAGUCUGAUCAGUGGAGAAAGGCGGCAGAAGCGGCUGCUUCUAUGCUUUCAAAUGGGAACAAUGGAAAAUAUGUGGAGCGGACGGGAUCAAUGCCUCUAGAUAACAAAUAUAGCCCUGUUGGGGGUAGACAUAGCUCCCCCUACUCGGACGACUAUGAUGAUGAUUCCUUCAAGAAGAAGAAUGGUAAUGUCUUGAAGAAGAUCGGAGUUUUGUGGAAGAAGCCACAGAAAUGAAAUGCAGAGACAGAAAUUGAAGAUUGCUUCUCGAGGUUCUCGCUUGAUGUAUCUGCAAUCUAGUACCCGGUGGCUUCGGAGAAUUUUGCAGCAUGCAAUAUGCAGUAAUAGUGUAUUGUGCUGCCUAAUGGAAAGACUUAUGUUUCCAUUCAAGAAUAUUUAUGUGAAUGUAUAUGUAAUGUGAUGUGUAUUAGGACUAGUUUGAGGGUGAUGUUGGUUUAUGUACUGACUGUAGUUUUGGUAAGCCAAAUAUGUAUAUCUGGUUUACUAACGAAACGUGUAACGGCAAAUUGCGCUGGUUAUGACUCAUGUAAGACCAGUUUGUGGAAAUCCAGUUGCAUAAUGAAAUCCUUGGUGAAACAA